Mesocricetus auratus (golden hamster) is the source of this 2412-nucleotide messenger RNA. It is a transcript of the gene Klln, whose product is annotated as killin, p53 regulated DNA replication inhibitor. Lineage: Eukaryota; Metazoa; Chordata; Mammalia; Rodentia; Cricetidae. The record is from RefSeq and is a predicted model, not a curated record.
AUGGCUGCAGCUUCCGAGAGGAGAGAGCUGAGCGCAGCCGCCUCCCGACGCCCAAGCGCGUAUCCUGCCGCAGUGCACAAAGAGUCCCGCCACAUCACCGUGCGCCGGCCGGCCAGCCCGCCCCCUCCGCCGCCCCGCCAGGAGAGCCGGCCGCCUCCGAAGCCGGAGGGGAGGAGAGAGGAGAUCGGGAGGCGGGCGGGCCGAGCCGGGGGAGAGGCGGGGCGGGGCGGGGCGCCGGCGGGACGGGGCGGUGAGCGGCGCCGAGCAUGCCCAGUGUGGCCGCGGUUGUCUCCGGGAGCUGCGCCGGCUUCGGCCUCAGCGCACAGACCCGGCAAAGAAAACGGUAGGAAGCUGCAGCCUGCGAGUGGGCGGGGCGAGCCGGCCUGGGAGGGCUCAAAGGCGAGGUGGAAGGAUACACGAGCCACGGUCGGAACUACUUUCAGGAGGAGGUCACGUGUGGUCCUAGUUGGGGAACUUUCCAAAUUCCCAUUCCCCUCUGUGUGCUCCGGAGGCAAGAGCUUGGACCCUUCUGCUCUGCUAGAUGGCCACCCCGGGUGGGGGCGGCCGGACCCCAGCUCAUUCCGGUCGGAGCGGAGGAUAGCACCCACGGGCGGUCCGCAGGAGCGCUGUCGGGGCCAACGCCUGGGGAGCUGGUUACACAAGCACCCACAUCCAAGCACGUGCCCCCGCCACCCCUCUCUGCUGGCCGCCGCCAGUUUGUGCACGGUGACGCGGAGAGUCCUCAGGCUGCUCUUCCCUUUCGCUUGCAACCCAUAGAGCAAGCCAGAAAGCCGAGACUCCUGCUCUGGAUGUGCCCACACCGCGCGUUCUCAACCGUGGGAGAAGAGGCUGGGCCUUAAGGGGAUCUGACGCAUCUCCUUUGCUAAUGAGAUGGACCCUCUGUAGGUCUGUACUCGCGGGGCAAAAGGGUAUCUCCUGUUGCUGCUGGCUGCCUGGGCUUACCGAUGUUGCAACAAACUUCCAGUCACUGCCCCUGAACUGGUGAGCGCGCCCCACCUACUGUAGACUCAGCCAAGUGACUUAUCUGAGCACCUAGUCAAUGGCUGUCCGCCCAGAACAAACCUGUCAAGUAAAAGCUUACUGCCGGGAUUGGUUGACCUGUCGCGGUUGAGAGAGCUGUUUCAGAAACGCUGAUAACUAGAGUGCAAGCCCCUCCUCCCGGACGAGCCAGCCACAAAGCAAGCGAUCACCUUGAGCUUGGAGAAAAAUGACAUCAACACCAACGCAGGGAUUUCUUCCUUUUUGUUCUUUUCCCAGAAGACUUAGUUCUCAGGGUGACAAUUUGAGUCCGAAAGUAUCUGACUUGAGACCUAAGCUGAGGCACUGGGUCAUUUUAGAAAUUUGGAGAUUAGUAAUCUAUUAUCAUGGGUAUUGCAGUAAUUGCGAGUAGGUGUGUAGGAAGGCCAGCCGAGGGAUUAUGAAGUAUAGGAGAAAGAAAAUUGCGUAUGUGCACAGCAUAGUUGCAGGCAGCUCCUGAAACCUAGAAACCUCAAGAGGCCUGUCUCAGAGAGCCACGGGCCAUUACCUAACUCCAGGACUGCUAAUUAAACCAGGGAUAUUUACAGUUCUAUUAGAGAUCUCUGAGGCCACUCAAACCUUGCACUUAGAUGCAUCCUUUUAAGAUCUCUCUGCAGGAGUCAGCUGCCCAAGCUAAGCUAGCAUUGAUGUUUAUUGCAGGCUGUUUUUGUGCACGGUUCUGGUCAGUUGGAGGAGGCAGGGAAGACAGAUGAGAGCAAUUUGAAAACAAUAGAAAGCCCUCCAUUUGGUUUCUAAAGAUGUAAAUCAAUCUAACCCACACAGCCUAAUCUAAGAUGGAGAUCUAUUUUACAUAUAACCCCCAAAGUCACGGUGGUAUAUGAGAUGCAGGGUAAAAACCUAAGGUGUGCCCAGAGGAGUAUCUACUACUGCUUGGUGGGGAAAAUAAGGACGAAGUUACAUAAAGAGAAGUAGGUUGAGGAGGGGGGAAAUGACCCACAUUUGUUCCAGUCCCCAGAGUCCCUAUUUUGCCUCUUCCCUGGAGCCAUCUUGUGUGACAUAGACUAAGAGUGUCUAAGACGUCCUCUAAAGGAAAAGAAAGGCAUUCAUUCCUAAGCUUCCUGAUGCUGGGCUGGAGGAAAGAGGAUCCGUCUCUGUUCCCAGAACAUCACUCUAGAGCACAGGGGAUGAACAUCCCAGCACUCAAGUGCUGGAACCUGACACCAGCCCAGAGACACUUGCAAGUGAGGGAAGAAAGCUGGAAGCCAGUUAACUGCUUCCCUGAACAGGUUCCUCCAUUCUCUAGUGGUGAAUGAAUAGAUAACCAUGUUGGCCCGGUGUGUGGCCAGGCUGACCACAACAUCAGGUAUUGCUGGGUGUUUUCUCUCACAGCAUUAAAUACCUUUCUGAAAGAAA